Molecule: messenger RNA, 3156 nt
Organism: Pogonomyrmex barbatus (red harvester ant)
Lineage: Eukaryota; Metazoa; Arthropoda; Insecta; Hymenoptera; Formicidae
Gene: wnd
Product: Mitogen-activated protein kinase kinase kinase 13 wallenda
Biological process (GO): protein autophosphorylation
Cellular component (GO): cytoplasm
Molecular function (GO): MAP kinase kinase kinase activity; ATP binding
Source: RefSeq, a predicted model, not a curated record
AGAGAAGGAGCGAGACGGAAGAGACGACAAAGGUAGCUUUCUUGAAAUCCUGUCUGUAGCCUCUGUGCUUCAACACGCUCGCCACUAAGUGGGAUACAUUUCGUGCGUGCGUGCGUGCGUGCGUGCGUGCGUGCAUGCGUGCAUGCGGUGCGUGCAUCGCGCUCCGGAUUCUCGACUCUCGCGACGACCGUGCGGUGGUGGUGCGUGAUCGGUGGUGCGACGUGUUAAUAUACACGAUACUCGCCUCGUCGGCCGCGCUGCCGCUCUCGGUGUAGCUGCUGUGCUCGACGUUAGUACGUCCAUAUGCUGUGCGCGACGCGAUGGUCCUCGCGCGGUUCUUCCUCAAGAAGCCAACGGCGCAGAACGACGACGACGUCGCCGCCGGCGGCGACGUCGUCGCGAUAGUACCCGGCGAUGUGGCCAGCGCUACGACGAAGAGCAUGCUCUGCAUCCAAGAGGAGCUGGCACAACUGAGUGAAAUCGCGGGAAGCCCCGAACGGCUAAUCACCGAGCUGCGAGAGGUCCAAUUACCUAAUAGUAAUCAUCUCAAUUCCGCAAGUAACUCCAGCGACGCCGCAACGAAAUGCGCCACCGGAUCGGAAAGCAUCGAUUCUCAACGAUCGAGUUGGGUCGAGGGCAUACUAGGGUGCAUGCGUCCCGUCUGGACCAUGCUGUCGAAGGCUGCUAUUAACGAGAAGAUCAAGGGUCUUUCAAGUAAGUUAUCAGACGAUUGGGAGAUACCCUUCGAAGCAAUUAGUGAGCUACAGUGGCUCGGAUCCGGGGCUCAAGGUGCAGUAUUUAGUGGGAAAUUAAAUAAAGAAAUAGUAGCUGUAAAAAAGGUGAAAGAACCGAAAGAGACUGACAUACGCCACUUGCGAAAGCUCAAUCAUCCGAACAUUGUACACUUCAAAGGAGUGUGUACAAAACCUCCUUGCUAUUGCAUAAUAAUGGAGUUUUGUCCGUUCGGACCAUUGUACGACCUUCUGAGAGCUGGAGAACCGGUUCCUCCUGCUAGAUUAGUGUCAUGGUCAAAACAAAUUGCUGCGGGGAUGGCGUACCUUCAUGCUCACAAAAUCAUACACAGAGAUCUCAAAAGCCCAAAUGUUCUGAUAGGACAAGGAGAAAUAGUGAAAAUCAGUGAUUUUGGCACGAGUAGACAAUGGAACGAGAUUAGCACGAAAAUGACUUUUGCCGGUACGGUGGCAUGGAUGGCGCCGGAGGUAAUUAGAAAUGAACCGUGCUCGGAGAAGGUGGACAUAUGGUCAUAUGGCGUCGUACUAUGGGAAUUACUGAGCGGUGAAAUUCCUUACAAGGAUGUCGAUUCCUCGGCUGUUAUGUGGGGAGUGGGCAGCAAUUCUCUUCAUUUGCCGAUUCCCACCAGUUGUCCCGAGGGUUAUGGACUGUUAGUUAAGCAGUGUUGGUCAGCUAAACCACGUAACAGGCCUUCCUUUAAACUUAUCGAGAUGCAUCUCGCCAUCGCAGCUGUCGAUGUACUCUCCACAGAACCCGACGAUUACUUUAAGGCACAGCAAUCUUGGAAAAAAGAAAUACAGGAACAUAUGCAGCAUAUGCCGCUAUUUACUAAUACCGAUCCACGUUUCGAGGCUGAAUUAAUCCAACGGAGGAAGGAUGAAUUGCGACAUGCUCAAGAUGUCAGAGAACACUAUGAGCGCAAACUUGAACGGACUAACAAUUUAUACCUAGAACUGAAUGCCAUUCUACUGCAAUUAGAAUUACGCGAGCGAGAUGUGAUAAAACGACGCUGUAUCGCUUUGCAUAACCGCUUUGCACUUACGGGACAGAUAGUACAAGACCGCAGCCAAAUUCGCACAUUUGGAAAUAAAUGUCUGGUUUGUCUCAGGAGAGAACAGCAAUCAACAGGAUAUAAGCAGUACAAGAAACGUCUUGUCCGUCCUUUAUUGAAAGCCCAGGAAAGGCUGUACCGCAGACGGAACGGCACCGUACAGUUCUCUACUUCUUCGACGCCUACCACUCCACCAUCGCCUACGGAUUCGCCACAGAGCCCCGUCAAAGCUACUAUGUGUACGCAGCUAAACGAAUCGAAUCAACCGGAAACUAUUCUAGCGUCUAGCAAUAGCUUCAAACAGCGUAAAUACAGGCAUCGUAGAGUUGGUUCGGGUUGUGGUCUGAGUUCCAGUCCUAGAUCGAGUCCUCAUCGUGAAAGAAAGAGUAUAGAAGUACCUGCAAGAUUCGUUGAUAGUCAUACGCAAACGGAUAUCAUGGAUAUCAAUGAAACGGAUCAUACCUCAGUAGCGAAUAUAAUACUUUCUUUACCAGAAAAGUCUUCUUUGGAUCUCGUGAGAAGACACUCAUUGAAUAAGCAAGCGACGGAAUGCUUAAAUGGUAAUCCAAUUUUGCCGGAGACGCACUAUCCGAUGCAAACUAGUUCAUGCUCUAGUCCUGAACAUUUAAAUGAAAAUAACACCAAUGGAAACGAACGUUUAAAGGAUUGCAGCGACGACGACAAUCUUGAGACUCUGGGCAGAAAAGUCAGCGAAAUUAUUAAUGCGAAUCGUCUUAUCAUUGACAAUGGAAAUGGCGAUGACGUCAUUAUCUCCCACAGUAGAAAUAAAGAAGAUUCGAGCAAGUUAUCUGGGCACUAUGUGGAACAAUCAGACAUUAAAAUACGAUCUUCAGACAAUACAGAUGAUCGCGAAGACGAUGCUUGUGAAGAAAGCUGGUCAGAUGAAGAGGGAGAGGAUCCAAGCUAUACCUAUAAUUAUUCUUUGAGACGAAGAAGUAUUGCCAGGAGACCAAUUGGUCCUGGAUGCAGAUUACGAAGAUCUAAAUUAACAACAUCCGGCAGAAUACAGGGAGCAUUAGCUUCCGAUGAGGAAAAUACUUCUGAAUAUUCUCAUCCUCCGUCCAGUCAGACUUCCACCUUAGAGAGUAAUCCGGAUGUUCAAAGAGUUCUUCGUAAUAUACAUCAUUCCCAAAAAAGAAAGGAAAUAGACGACGUUUCUGACACAUCGAGUCAAUCGGAAACGGAUGAAGUCAGUGAAGUUACAAUUGCAUCUCAACCAACGAGUGGAUCUAUGAAGAUGGAGAGUCGAGUAUAGAUUAGUUAUUAGUGUAAUUUUUAUAUCUGAUUUAUGAAUGGUUUAUAAAAUAGAGUUACUGCCUAAGUGAAAUUCA